AUGACGUUGUGUGGAACCUUUAUUUCAGCAUGCAUCUACGUAUAUGCAGAUACCAUUCUCUCUAAAAGUUCUGAUAGUCCUAUUUGUGUGGACUGUGGCGAAUGCAUUACACUCUUGGAGCUAUAUGAAUUGAUCGAGCUCACUGGAAAUGUGGCGACGGGAAUUUUACAGGGACUGAGAGCUAUCCUUGUAUAUGCAAUCAGCCAUGUUUGGUACUGUCACGAAGACUCAGCCCAAUGCAAGUUUUACGAUAUCCAAGGGAUGUGGUUCAUUGAUUGUGAUAAGUUGUGUAUUAUUGUUUACGCUUGGUAA
Messenger RNA from Mucor mucedo, 312 nucleotides. RefSeq lists its product as uncharacterized. Bases 1 to 312 code for a protein of 103 amino acids. The transcript is spliced from 5 exons. Lineage: Eukaryota; Fungi; Mucoromycota; Mucoromycetes; Mucorales; Mucoraceae. The record is from RefSeq and is a predicted model, not a curated record.